AUGUCUAGAGAUCCAAGACGCGCCGCGCGCGACCCCGCCCCUCCCCGUACGAACGAGUAUUUUGUUCCCAGAGAUGGUAUUGAUCGAGAGGUCAUUACCGCCGACAUCUGUCGCUAUCUGGGCAACGAUGCUCUCGUACGGCCGGGCAACUACGAGAACCCCCAAACCGGACAGAUCCAAUCUGGCUACUUCAUCACAGCGUACCGAAACCUUACGACCGCAAUGAUCGCGGAUCUCAAGGCAGAUUCCGACCGGUGGGAGAACGAGCGUCGAGCAUCCUCGUCAAGAGGACAACCAUCAAAUGGUAUACCUGAGCGUGACUCGAACGGAAUGGUUCGAAAAUCUAACACACCUAUAGUGGAGUACAGAACUUCCACAACACAUCAAUCUCGACAGUACUAUGGACCAACAGAGGCCGCCCCAACUGCUCCUGGACCCGCUUAUGGAUCAGCUACCACUGGAGGCGGAGCCCAGCAGGACUACACCCAAAAUUACCCUUCAGGCUACCCCCAGCAGAGCUCAUCCCAAUAUGGCCAGCCCGCCGGAUACCCCCCACAGGAUGGUAACUACGCCUAUGUUUCUGGAGGCAACUUAGAAAAUGAGCAAGCCAGCCGUGCCGGACGGGGUGCACCUUUGCCUCCACAGGGACAGAUUCCACGGACAGGAUAUCCCGCUCAACCCCCAGCAUCAUAUGCAGAUACCCGAGGAAACACUGCUUAUUAUCCCUCCCAAGCACAGCCGGCGCAAGGCUCGUCACAGUAUCCUGCUCAACCAGGCGAUCCCUACUAUGCCCGUGCUGCCCCCGUAGCAGGAUAUACCGAUGCCCAGGAAGGUGAUUAUAGAAAUUAUCCAGAAACGUCGCAGUACAGCCAAGCCCAGGUCCCCUCUACCACGGCCACUGCCCAUCCAGCCCCCAGGAGAGAGGACCGUAACAGAGAUUCAGACCGUGAUAGGCGUCAUCGAAGCCAUCGUUAG
Venustampulla echinocandica is the source of this 975-nucleotide messenger RNA. RefSeq lists its product as uncharacterized. The coding region runs from base 1 to 975 and encodes 324 amino acids. NCBI's taxonomy places the organism in Eukaryota, Fungi, Ascomycota, Leotiomycetes, Helotiales, Pleuroascaceae. The record is from RefSeq and is a predicted model, not a curated record. The transcript is spliced from 4 exons.